Molecule: messenger RNA, 624 nt
Organism: Triplophysa rosa
Lineage: Eukaryota; Metazoa; Chordata; Actinopteri; Cypriniformes; Nemacheilidae
Gene: tslig1
Product: zinc finger and BTB domain containing 8 opposite strand
Exons: 7
Coding region: 111-599 (162 amino acids)
Biological process (GO): tRNA splicing, via endonucleolytic cleavage and ligation
Cellular component (GO): tRNA-splicing ligase complex
Source: RefSeq, a predicted model, not a curated record
UUUUGAAAUGCCCUAGACUGCUACCUACACUAGCAUCAAAAAAGUGCGCUACAGCAUGUUGUCGGUGCGAAAAUAGCGUUCAAGCUUAAAGAAUCGCUCACGUCGAAAUAAUGGAUGACCGCGAACUGGACCUCACUGAGGCGCAAAAAGCAGUAAAAUCAAAAUAUCCUCCAAUCACCAAGAAAUACGAGUAUCUCGACCACACAGCAGAUGUCCAGAUUCACUCAUGGGGUGAUUCACUGGAGGAAGCGUUCGAGCAGUGUGCUAUGGGCAUGUUUGGCUACAUGACGGAUACAGAAACUGUGCAACCCAUUGAUACCCUGGAAGUGGAGUCAGAGGGAGAGGAUCUUGAGUCUCUUCUCUUUCAUUUUUUGGAUGACUGGCUUUUUAAGUUCAGCGCUGAUAUCUUCUUCAUUCCAAGGGAAGUGAAGGUCUUGCACAUAGACCGAAUGCGCUACAGAAUUCGCUCUAUAGGAUGGGGAGAGGAAUUCAGUCUAAGUAAACAUCCUCAGGGCACAGAAGUGAAGGCAAUCACCUACUCUGCCAUGCAGGUUCAUGACAAGGAGAAACCAGAGAUCUUCGUAAUUAUUGAUAUUUAAAGUCGUCUACCUUUAACGAAGAAUG